Messenger RNA from Elgaria multicarinata webbii, 3513 nucleotides. It is a transcript of the gene RNF130, whose product is annotated as ring finger protein 130. The record is from RefSeq and is a predicted model, not a curated record. Bases 671 to 1942 code for a protein of 423 amino acids. NCBI's taxonomy places the organism in Eukaryota, Metazoa, Chordata, Lepidosauria, Squamata, Anguidae. The transcript is spliced from 8 exons.
GUUUGGCUCCCUUCUGGUGUGCUCCGAGCACAGCGACGACGCUGAAUAACUACCCUCUUGCUUCCCUCAGUAUUCUUCUCCGGUUGGACUGUCGGGGGCUCCUUCCUUUUUUGGCCGACCCCGGAGAAAUAAAGCGCCUCCAGAGUGGCCGGCGCCACCAGCUGCGCUUCUUUGCUUUCUUCUUCCGUCGACUCCCUGGCUGAAAUUCAGAGGAAGCCGCAGGAGAGGCAGGCCCCAAAGCAGCGCCCCUUCGGAAAUCUGUAGUGAGGGGCGGCUUGGCCUCUUGAGCUUCAUCUUUUGCUUACAGCAUUUGGAUACGAGUGUGACCCCCCCCCCCCAAACCCCGCUUUAAAGAAGCUCUUGUCCGUCGUGUGUCUUCCACCAGUAUUGCUUAGAAUAUAUCGGCUUCUUCGCUCUGAUUUGUUUCCACGUUUUUAAAUUGAGAGUAUCUCCCCACCCCGCCGCCGCCAAUAUCAUCUUAAGCUUCCUCAGAAGGCUUAAGCGGAUGAAUGGAUGGAAAGGGCCAAGCAUUUAGAAUUUCUGAAUUGCCUCUUCAUGUGAUUAUAAUCCAUUUUGACACUUGUAUGGAAUAACAUGCAUUUAUGCACACGAUAAGCAUAAAUAUUUUAUUCAGGAGAAUUUUUGAAGAUAAUAAUUUUUAGGGCUGAAAAUGUUCCUAAAACGGGUUUUGCCUUAUUGGAACUAUUUAUCCUCUGUGCCCAUUUUGGUCCUGUUUAACUGUUAUGCUCUCCUAGCUAGUGCAGAUAAUACUAACCAAGCAUAUUAUACAGCGCUCAUAAAUGUGACAGUACUGAAUCCUGAUCGAUCAGCACCUACUUUGCUAAUACUUGAGCGUGGACGCUAUGGGCAGGAUUCUCCCAAAAUAGCUGUUAAAGGCCUUCUUCUGGCACCUUUGCCAAUCAAUGGAGUUGCAGAUCGUUUAGGCUGUGAUCCACGAACACGGUUUCAAGUUCCUCCAAAUACCAAACAAUGGAUCGCUCUGCUGCAGCGAGGAAAUUGCACCUUUAGACAAAAAAUACUGCGGGCAGCUUUACAAAAUGCUUCAGCUGUGGUAAUUUACAACAAUGUAUCCGGUGAAGAGCCUGUCACUAUGACUCAUCAAGGAACUGGAGACAUUGUCACUGUCAUGAUCACAGAAUUGAAGGUUAAGGAGAUCCUGAAUUACUUAGAAAAAAAUAUGUCUGUCCUGAUUGCAAUAGCAGUUGGAACCCGCUAUCAAAACAAAAACUUUAGCCGUAGCUCUCUCGUCUUCGUAUCGAUAUCAUUUAUAGUUUUGAUGAUAAUUUCUUCAGCCUGGCUAAUAUUUUAUUUCAUCCAGAAGAUCAGAUAUACAAGUGCACGUGAUCGAAAUCAGCGUCGUCUUGGAGAUGCUGCCAAGAAAGCUGUUGGUAAACUGACAACAAGGACUGUGAAGAAAGGUGAUAAGGAAACAGAUCCAGACUUUGAUCAUUGUGCUGUCUGUAUUGAAAGUUACAAGCAGAAUGAUGUUGUCCGCAUUUUGCCAUGCAAGCAUGUUUUCCACAAAACCUGUGUGGAUCCAUGGCUCAGUGAACACUGCACCUGCCCGAUGUGUAAACUCAAUAUUUUGAAGGCCCUGGGAAUUGUGACAAAUGUGCCAUGUGCCGACAAUAUGGCCUUUGACAUGGAAAGGCUUACCAGAGGCCAACUAGGCAACAGAAGAUCAGUACUUGGUGAUCUUAGCAGUGACAGCUCACUUACCCUUGAGCCUCUGCGUACAUCUGGGAUUUCACAAUUUCCACAGGAUGGGGAGCUAACUCCAAGGACAGGAGAGAUCAACAUUGCUGUAACUAGUGGCCAUUUUUUUCACCGCAAUUCUCUCUCUCCUCGGAGCCUGGUUUAUGAGAACGACUUCUCUUCCAUCGAGCCUGUCUUGGACAUGUAUGAUGAGAACAAGACCUGAAGGGGAUCUGCAUUCUUCUUGCUUUGCUCUCUUUCCCUUUUCCUUUUCCGUUUCUCAUUCCUAUUGUUGUGUACUCCUUCCAUGGGUGUCCUUUGUCUGAAGAAGAGCUGCCUUUUCCAGAACAUGUGCCUGGCUGCCAGGCUGCAAAGGUGAAGCUCAGCUGAGGCAAUAUCUGAGGAUGACGUCUGUGAACGGAUGAAGUAGGUGCACAAAGUCGGCUGUUGGAGGUUGCCGAGUGACAAAGUUGUCAUUAGCUGUGAUGGUGUCAGUAUGCCAGAGGUUUUGCCCUACUCAGUUUUAAUUUUACACAACAGUCACCUCUCUUGAGUAGGCACAUGGUAUGUCUCUUUUAAAAAAAAUAUAUCACAGUGUUUGCCAGCUUAGUUGCCUGAUGGAGGAGGUGGUAGGCUAACUGCCCGAAGCACUCCAGUUACUCUUCAUUCUCUCAUUAAUCUUACAUCGAACAUCCCCGUUCCAAAGGGAUCUGUGAGAAAUGUAUUAACAUUCCAGCUUGCCAUUUAACAGGCUGAUGGCAAAAGAAACCAACAUUACAGCAGCAUUACAGCCUUCAACAUCUAUACAAGAUUUGGGGGAUUUUUCACACUUCAUUGCUGAGGCUAAAUAUGGACAAAAGCUACUUCGAAAGAAUGCAAAAAAUAAAAUAAAAAAACCACAGCCAUUUUUCCAGCCUUCCUACUGAAGGAAUCUCUGACUUAAAAGAUGCUGCUGAAAUUUAUAAACCCAAUAUUUGGCCUUUAGAUUAUUAAGACUUCUUAAGAAGAAUCCAGGAAUCAAAAAUAGGUUAUUGCUUGGUUUUAAAAGAUGUGUGCUUUUUCACUCUAAUUUUUUAAAAGCCAGUUACGUUGAUGUUGUAUACUAAAGGAACUGGAAGCUUCUUUCCUACACGUUUUUACCUGAGAUAACUGUUAAUUGUGAAGCAACAGUUUUCUGAAGAUACGCUUGUUCCAGAGGACAUCAAUACUAUGAACAAAGCAAGGAGGAAAAAUGGCAGCUGCUUUGACAUCGAGGAACAAAUCAAUUUUUACUAGAAUAGGACUGAAAUAGUAGGAAAUAAACUUCCUAACUGAUGCAAAAAUGGACAGCUAAAAGAACAAAGGAUAUAAUUUUUUAAAAGCAAUUUACAGUGUUGCUUAAGCAAACAACAACAACCAGAUCUGAACUAUGAAAUUGUGUAUCUAAAGUAGCUUUUCUUACUGAGGAUGCUACAUAAAACAUUAACAAUUGACAAAUGUCAUUCUUUUUCCAUUGCAAAUCUGAGCUCUGUAGAGAUAGAAAUGGUAUCCUUGUAGUGAGAACACAAGCUUAAUUCCCUUAUGAAUCUUGAUCGUUGGAGUAACUGAAAACCAAAAGAAAAGGUAAGGACUGUUGUGUGGGUGUCUUGUUGCAUUUUGACAGCUUAAGCUGUAAGCAGGCAGGCGAAAAACGUCUUGUUUUUUCCCUACACAAACUGGGCUGUCACAAGAUCUUUCCAGCCCUGGAAUGUAGCAAUGCUGAAACUUUAAUGCAAAGACUUGAAGUUAGCUCUGUGAAGCUAAGUGAUUCUUUGUUAG